This is a messenger RNA of Tarenaya hassleriana, 1486 nucleotides long. Its product is annotated as E3 ubiquitin-protein ligase BAH1. Gene Ontology annotation, molecular function: metal ion binding. Bases 321 to 1319 code for a protein of 332 amino acids. The transcript has 6 exons. The record is from RefSeq and is a predicted model, not a curated record. NCBI's taxonomy places the organism in Eukaryota, Viridiplantae, Streptophyta, Magnoliopsida, Brassicales, Cleomaceae.
GGUAGCCGCCUCUCUCCACUUCCUUCCCCCAUAAAUACGCCUCUCUGUUCCUUUCGUGGGCGAGACAAUCCCCGUGAUCGAGAGAAAAAAAACCAUGAGAGAGAGAAAAAAUCAUCUGGGUUGAUUGAGAUUUAAUCCAAACAUUCAUCUCAAGUGCUGAUUUGAUUUCUUGUUCAGAUUCAGUAAACGGGCUUUGUUGAUGGUCAUCUAAAUUUUCUGUCUCUUAUUUGUGUGCGUACUUGUUUGUCGUGAAAGGGAAAAAAAAAACAGAGCAAGCAGAAAGACAAGGUGGGGGAAUUUUUGUUCUUGUCGGGGAGAAAAUGAAGUUCUGUAAGAAGUACGAGGAGUACAUGCAGGGACAGGAGAGGAAGAAUCUUCCUGGAGUUGGGUUUAAGAAUCUGAAGAAGAUUCUGAAGAAAUGCAGGCGAGAUUUUUCUGCUCCGAUGGAUUUGAGUGAAGCACUCGAUCGCCGUGAAAAUUGUCCACGACAAUGCCCAGUUUGUGAUGGAACCUUCUUCCCGGAACUGCUGAGGGAAAUGGAGAAGGUGGUGGGAUGGUUCAACGAGAAUGCCCGGAAGCUGCUGGAGCUGCAUUUGGCUUCUGGUUUCAGAAAGUAUCUGAUUUGGUUCAAAGGUGAUCAUCGUCAACGUAACCAUAUGGCCUUGAUUCAAGAAGGCAAGGAUCUUGUCUCUUAUGCCCUCAUUAACGCUGUCGCCAUCCGCAAAAUCCUCAAGAAAUAUGACAAGAUUCAUGAGUCCAAACAAGGGCAGGAGUUCAAAACCAAAGUCCAGAGAAUGCACAUCGAAAUCCUGCAGUCACCAUGGCUCUGCGAGCUCAUGGCAUUUCACAUCAACCUGAGGGAAACUCAGAAAAAGUCGGGAUCGGAACAUUCAACCCAUCCUUCUGCACUGUUCAAGGGCUGCUCGCUGAUGUUCAACGAUGGGAAGCCUUUCCUUUCAUGCGAGCUCUUUGAUUCUGUAAAGGUUGACAUUGACCUGACUUGUUCCAUCUGCCUGGACACAGUGUUUGAUCCGGUGUCUCUAACCUGCGGUCACAUAUUCUGUUACAUGUGUGCUUGUUCUGCUGCAUCAGUAAGCGUAAUCGAUGGCUUGAAAUCCGCAGAGCCGACGGAGAAAUGCCCUCUUUGCCGUGAGGUUCAUGUCUAUGAAGGGGCAGUACACUUGGACGAGCUCAGUAUCCUGCUGAGACGAAGAUGCAGAGGAUACUGGGAAGAGAGGAGAAGAACGGAGAGAGCAGAGAGGAUUCAGCAAGCGAAAGAGUACUGGGACUUGCAGUGCCGCACCUUCAUGGGCAUAUAAACUCUUGGUCUGACGAAAAGAAACAAACCCAAGUCUGCAUGGCUGUCUGGACAGCAGAAACCUCUUCACGAAUAAGCUGUCAAACUCAUGAUAUCGUGCUUGUCUGUUCUGUUGUGAGAUGGUGAUUGCUUCUGAUGUGACGAUUUGCUCAAAAAAUGGUUUUGUCA